Corvus hawaiiensis (hawaiian crow) is the source of this 3834-nucleotide messenger RNA. RefSeq names its product TOR signaling pathway regulator (gene TIPRL). The coding region runs from base 142 to 963 and encodes 273 amino acids. The transcript has 7 exons. Gene Ontology annotation, cellular component: cytosol. Gene Ontology annotation, biological process: TOR signaling. Lineage: Eukaryota; Metazoa; Chordata; Aves; Passeriformes; Corvidae. The record is from RefSeq and is a predicted model, not a curated record.
CGCCAGGAGGCGGCGGUUCCGGGGGCGCCGCCGCUGCCGUGAGGGCUGUGCGGGAGGAGAGGGGAGGAGAGGGGCUCCGCCGCCUCCGCCGCCGCCCCUUCCGCCACCUCUUGCCUUCUCCUCGGCGGAGAGGAGGCCGCCAUGCACCCCGUUUUCCAGAGCAGUCGGCGCGACUUCACCUUCGGGCCGUGGAAGCUGAGCGCCGCCCGGACGCACAUCAUGAAGUCGGCGCAGGCCGAGAGGUUGGCUGAUGAAUUACACAUGCCUUCCCUGCCAGAGAUGAUGUUUGGAGACAAUGUCCUAAGAAUACAGCAUGACCAUGGUUUUGGAAUAGAGUUCAAUGCUACAGAUGCUUUAAAAUGUGUCAAUAAUUGUCAAGGUAUGAUCAAAGUCGCUUGUGCAGAGGAGUGGCAAGAGAGCAGGAGUGAGACUGAGCACACUAAGGAAGUUGUCAAGCCAUAUGACUGGACUUACACAACAGACUACAAAGGAACUUUGCUGGGAGAUACUGCAACAUUAAAGGUUGUUCCUACAACAGAACACAUAAAUACAGAGAAAUUGAAAGCCAGGGAACAAAUUAUGUUUUUUGAAGAAGUACUCCUGUUUGAAGAUGAACUCCAUGAUCAUGGAGUAUCAAGUUUGAGUGUGAAAGUAAGAGUUAUGCCUUCCAGCUUUUUUGUGCUGCUGAGGUUCUUCUUGCGAGUGGAUGGGGUCCUCAUCAGGAUGAAUGAUACGAGGCUUCAUCAUGAGGCUGACAAGACCUACAUGUUGCGAGAAUACACAUCCAGAGAAAGCAAAAUAUCAAGUUUAAAGAACGUUCCACCUUCCCUGUUCACGGAACCUAAUGAGAUCUCUCAGUAUCUACCCAUAAAGGAGACAAUCUGUGAAAAACUAGAAUUCCCAGAGGAGCUGGAGCCUAAACCAGAAACAUCACUGGAAACCACAUGUUCUAAGUCUAAAUAAAUGUGACUUUAUAUGGACUUGAAGUAAACUGGAGAUAAUGUGAUCACGUAAUUGUUGGCAUGGGGCGUGUUUCACUACUAGUGGAAUGAAGAAUUUGGCUAAUUUUUCUGUAGCCUUGAGAGAAAACAUUUCAAGCAGGUUUUGCUAAUGGUGUUUUUUGUUAGUUUUUUUUUUUAACCUGUAUCUGGAGUUGAUGAUAGAUUGGUGGGGAGUUACAGUUUUCAACAGCAUUGGAGAAAUGACUGUUGGGAGUUUGCAUUCUGUUUAGUUCACCAAGCAGGCAGGAGUAUUGUCUGGACCCCCCUCCACUAACACUUCUGUGAAGAUUUUGUUAUUGCUGCUUCAGAUACUAAGAGACUACAGGAGUUGUAAAACUAGCAUGAUUUUAUUUUUAUUGAGAAAUAAUCUACAGUAAAAAAAAAAAGGUAAAAAUUCCUUUGCAUUUAUUUUGAUCUGUCACUCCUAAACUACCCAUUUUGCUUGGCUUCCCCUGCUGUGAGCUGAUAACCAACGAAGUUACUUUUUGUGGUCUCUGAUCCAGAAUCUCACCUAAGAAUAUUCAUUUCAUCUGAGGAUAGGCUUAAAGUGUAGGGGAAAAAAAAAAUGCAUUUAUUCGACACUAGAUAAAGGUAAAAUUAUUUGUGAAGCAUUAACUCCAGAGCAGGAGAAAAGCUGGAGGUUAACAGAGUAACUGGGAAGUCUCUUCACAAAUGCUGGUUUAACCCCUUGUCAGCUGGAGUUCUCUGGGCAGUUGUGGGACUCUCGCUUGGGGUCCCUGUGCUGCUCCAGUCACGUACUGUGCUGGGAAGGCAUUGCCCUGCACUGGCCUUCCUUUGAAUGUUCCAAGUGUGAUGGUUCUACUGCCCUGACAGCCAAAUUGCCAAACUGCAGUGGGGCGUAAGGCUGGGGAAGUCUGAUCCCUGAAGGAUGCUGGUAUUUGCAGUUUGAGAAAGGAGAUCCUGUAUGGCCUUAAAAGGAUGCUAAUGUAUUCCAGAUACAUAAUUUCGGUUUAUUUUAAAAUUCUUUUUAAGUUCUGAUAUUAAUAGAUGUGUGAUCACUUGUAUAGUCAUGGUUUCAACACUCUGUAGAUUAAACUUAAAUAUUGGUAUUGCUUUUGGAAAUCCUACAGUAUAUUACUGGUUUGGUGUAAGAAUGGGGCAGCUGAGCAGACUUGUCUGGGUUUACUGCUGACACUCAGUACAGGAAGCAAGUAACUGCAGUAAAAAGCAGGCCUUGAGGUGUAAAGUGCUUGCAGAUAAGAACAUGUACACAUUCUGAUAUCUUGGAGUUUUUGUUUAAAAAUCUUCAUAUUCUACACUGCAUGGCUUACUAGAAGCAACCCACCACAAAACCCAGUAUUUAACCAGAUCUUUUGUGAAGUGGUUUUCAUAUAGAGAAGACCCUGAGGUUUUUAGGGGAAAAAAAAGUCUACUGCCAUCUAAGUGACUGUUUCCUUAGUAAAACAAGUAACACGCUUCACUUUUAUUUGAGGCAGCCUGGUCUAGUGAAUUCAGCAUCAGGUGGAAAGGCAGGAACUAGCUGCAGGUUUUCCUGUGUCACUGAUUAACCAUGGAGAGGUCAUUUCUCUGUGCCUCUGUUCCAUGUAUGUAAAAAUGAGAGUUAAUAUAUGCCUACCUCACAGAGGGACUGUGAGGAUUAGUUUGUACAAAGUUAUUGGUUAGAAUAUUUUUUUUUCUGAAUACACCUUCAGCCUUAUCUUUGGAAUCCUUUGGAAAGGAUUACUGCAAAAAAAAUCUUACGAUCCAUAGGAUGAGUAAAGAGAACUGAAAUGAAACAACUUCUGAAAGAAGUUAUCAGCCAUGAUAAUUAUCAGACAUGAUCUGGCUGAAGGAAUUUAUGGCCACUUUGAAAUAGAAGUGAGGUCCUCUGUGUUCCCCAUUACAGUCCUAAACUUUGUUGGCUUUUUUUCACCUUGUUGCACUUGUUUCCUAAAGAUUUUCGUGUCAGGAUGAAGAAGGGGACUGCAAAUGAAUGCAGCAUGGAAGAGAUGAAAGUCCAUUUGGUAAUAGAAGAUUAUUUGGGUCCACUCCAGUGAUAGAGGGAAAUGAGGGAAGAGUGAAAAGGAAGGGAACAGCGAAUGGGGAUGAAGAGAGAUUUUUCUGGUAGAAGUAAAUCAUGACACUUCUUUUACUGUAAGCACAUAUUAGUUUACAUGCCUUAAAGCUUAUAAAAACACACUUUAAAGCUGGUGUGACUGAGAGCAGAUCUCAUUUAGUGCUGCCAUGAAGGAAACUCUAUCUGCAUUUGUUAAUUCAAACUGUGAUUUGGGCUUGGUCGGUGAUGCUAACGUUAAACUCCUUUGGGCUGAAGUAGAGUGUGGGGGAAAGCCACAGAGUGGAGAGGGAGCAGUGGGAAAGGCACUCUGCAUGUUUAGCUUAUACUGUGUAUUUUCUCUUGUCCAUUAGACAUCCUAAUUUGUGACCUGUUGGUAAAGUUCUAUGGAAUGGACUUGUAUCCUGACUCUAUAGAUACGUGCUCUCCAUCUAUUCUAAAGGGUGAUGUGCAUUUCAGUGGAACACACGUGUUGGGGAAAUCACAAGAACACAUUUAGGAAGUUACACUUACAACAAGUUCAAAAUUGGAGCACUUUGUGACUUUCUUACACCACGCAGAUUACCAAGAAGCAACAGUAUAAACUGGCAUACAGCAAGCUCUCUGGCACAAAAUUUCCACAGAAAGUACCACUUUGAAUAAAUAACUUUAGGGGGGAGGGAGUGGGGUGAUUCUCCAGCUGUUUUGUGUCGAGUUUAAUGUGGCAGUUUAUAUUGUUCCUUGUAUGUUGCUGAAUAAAAUGUACCAAACAUUUUAUAGUUCUGUUUUUAACUGAGCGAAAUAAACUGAAAUAACUUA